This is a messenger RNA of Mycena indigotica, 1278 nucleotides long. Its product is annotated as ARF GAP-like zinc finger-containing protein. The record is from RefSeq and is a predicted model, not a curated record. Bases 1 to 1278 code for a protein of 425 amino acids. Gene Ontology annotation, cellular component: Golgi apparatus. Gene Ontology annotation, molecular function: GTPase activator activity. NCBI's taxonomy places the organism in Eukaryota, Fungi, Basidiomycota, Agaricomycetes, Agaricales, Mycenaceae. Gene Ontology annotation, biological process: intra-Golgi vesicle-mediated transport; endoplasmic reticulum to Golgi vesicle-mediated transport; endocytosis. The transcript is spliced from 6 exons.
AUGUCGGUCAACAAACUCGCUGCAGACCGCAACCAGAAGCUCGUGCUAGAGAUCGCUGCCCUCCCGGGAAACGACAUUUGCGCCGACUGCAAGGUCAGGAAUCCCCGCUGGGCCUCAUAUAACCUCGGAAUCUUCAUCUGCGUCAACUGCGCCAGCAUACACCGAAAAAUUGGAACUCAUGUCAGCAAAGUGAAGAGUUUAACCAUGGACUCGUGGACUAAGGAGCAGGUCGACCGGAUGCGCGAAAUGGGCAACGCCAACUCGAAUUUCAUCUAUAACCCAAACGAGACGAGACAUCCACCGCCGCCUAACUUGCUUGACGGAGAGCGCGACAGUGAGAUGGAACAAUUCGUACGAUCCAAAUACGAAUACAAGAGCUUUGUCGACCGCUCGGCGCUUGUUGCAUCCAAGCUAGGCCCUUCCAGGUCAUCAUCGUCUACAGCGGCAAAAUCGUUGACAGGAGGCCCUUCGACAUCCAGACUGCCACCUCGGUCAAGCACUGUUGCUGCGGAACCUCCAAAGACCAUCACUCCCAGCACCAGCAGAUCUUUUUCUCAUCCUCCUCCAAGCUCGCUGGCUUCCCCGCCUGCGCCGACUCCGCAGCAACCACCAACUCAACAACUGUCAUCGUCCCAACAACUGGGCGGUGUUUGGAACGAUCUAAUAUCAUUACAAACACCUGCGAUGAACUCUUCACUCCCACUGCAAGUUCAAGCAAACCCCACACCGGCGUUUCUGCAACCCAUUCAAUCUCAACAACCACUCAUGACGGGUUAUCAGCCUCAGAUGAUGCCGAUGGCGACUGGGAUGGGGAUGGGAAUGGGAAUGGCCCACCCUCAAUUUGCACCCAACUUGACUCCCCAGUCUAUGCAAAUUCCGAUGCAGUUCCAACAACAACAACCUCAAUUCGUCGCCGCACCUUCACCACCCAUAUUAUAUAACCCACAACCUCAACCAUUUGGCUCGCAGCCAGUACAACCGAUGUAUGGUAGCCCUGCUCCUAUUCAAAUGACUCCCUCGCCAGUCCCAAUGCACACACCAAGCCCUGGUAUUGGCAUGCAACAGCCGCAGAUGUACCAACAACAACAACCACAAUUUGGUGGGCCUUCCAUGGGAAUGGGCCAACAACCCAUGAUGACGAGUCAGUUCAUGCCGCCUGGAAUGCAAAUGGGAACUAUGGGUACGAUGCCGGUAGCUACGGGUCCGCAGUGGAUGACCCCAAUGACACCGAAUAUGGGUUAUAUGCCUCAGCAGCAGGGACAAUGGGGGGCUAUGUAG